This is a messenger RNA of Dovyalis caffra, 1257 nucleotides long. The record is from the annotation of a GenBank genome assembly. Lineage: Eukaryota; Viridiplantae; Streptophyta; Magnoliopsida; Malpighiales; Salicaceae.
AUGGUGUCAACCAGGAGAAUAAGAGCACGGGGAAAAAACACUACCACCAUUGCCAGAGAAAACAGGAACCCUGAUGUUAGCAGUGACAAUGGAAGGACUGUACAGAAGGGAAAAGGAGUGGAUUCAGGAGCAAUGCCAGGGUAUGAACAGUUCAGGGACCAGAGGAUCAAAGAGAACAAGGAAAGAAUGCAGAAGUUGGGUCUUUUUGGCCUUUCUCUUAAGCUUAAGGCACAGCGAGGCCGACCUAAGAAAACCCCAGGAAAUGUUGCUUCUGAGAAGGAACCUCUUAUCCCUUUGCCUGUCUCUGCCUCCCCGAGACGCUCUUCUAGGUUAAAAAGCAUGGCUUCAAUUAAUUAUAUGGAAAUACAGCCUAAAAGUAAGAAGGAAGCCUCUAUGGAUGUAGAAAUUCAAUUGCGAGAAGGUUCUAAGCCAGAAAUAUACACGGAAGAAGAUGAGAAGCUAUUGGGUGACUUUAAGAGUACUUGGACUCUACACCUGGAUGGAUGUGGCGAUGAUGGGAAGCGCGUUUAUGAUCCAGAGAUGGGAGAAACAUGCCAUCAAUGCAGGCAGAAAACUCUUGGUCGGCAUACCCAUUGCAACAAAUGCAACUUGGUCCAGGGGCAGUUUUGCGGAGAUUGCUUGUUCAUGAGAUAUGGAGAGAAUGUGAUUGAAGUUGACCAAAAUCCAAAUUGGAUUUGCCCUGUUUGUCGAGGAAUUUGUAACUGCAGUCUUUGCCGGCAUGCAAAAGGAUGGGCACCCACUGGGAAUCUCUAUCGAAAGGUUAUAAGGCUCGGCUUUAAAUCAGUUGCACACUAUCUCAUUCAAACACGUCGAGCUCAAAUACACUCGGAUGACUCUGGUGCUGAAAGUUUGGUCUCUGAAGAGGGAGAACUGUCCUCAGCAGAUAAAGGAUCACGGCCUGUCACCUGCAACGAAUCUCUAAAUGCAGAUGAGCUCCACCAUGCAAACCUAAUUGGAGACCCCAUUCUUGAUGAAUUUCCCAAUCCUCAUCCUGAUGGAUAUGAAGAAGGGGUACAGAAAGUGAAUUGCUUUGAUGGUAGCAAGCAUGCUGGUGUCAGUGAUGGAUAUGAGGAUGAUGAUGGUGAUAACACUGUCAAUAAUGAUAACAAGUUUAAGGAAAAGAAUGAAACCACUGCAAUGCAGGAAGUUAGCGAUUCAAAAAUAGCCUUUGUCUCGACUUUGGCAAUAUCUGUAACCCUUCGUUUGAACAUUGGAAUGGCUAUACUGCUAUAUUAG